Molecule: messenger RNA, 4416 nt
Organism: Harpia harpyja (harpy eagle)
Lineage: Eukaryota; Metazoa; Chordata; Aves; Accipitriformes; Accipitridae
Gene: ASIP
Product: agouti signaling protein
Exons: 5
Coding region: 185-577 (130 amino acids)
Biological process (GO): positive regulation of melanin biosynthetic process; melanosome organization; hormone-mediated signaling pathway
Cellular component (GO): extracellular region
Molecular function (GO): melanocortin receptor binding; neuropeptide hormone activity
Source: RefSeq, a predicted model, not a curated record
CAAUGUGUCUUGGAUAUUCAAUAUAAGCAAGACCUUUCACAUCUUUAAUUCACUGACUGAAGGUUAACUUCUGAUUUAUAUGAAAAGGAAGCAGAACCAGAAAGUUAAAAAUACAGACAGCGGAAGGCCUAUAAGAAAGAUUUGAGGAUAAACCAUUAACUAGCAGACCUCUCAAGCCUAAAGGAUGGAAAGUAAGAACGUCUUCCUAAGCCUAUUGCUCUGCUACAGUUUGCUCAGAGCUGCAGAUUCUCAUAUGGUAAUUGAAGAGAAGACAGAAUGCAACCUAUCAAGCAGCAACAAAAUGAAUCUCUCGGAUCUCCCACCCAUCUCCAUAGUAGAUUUAACUAGAAGAUCCCAGAAAGUCAGCAGGAAAGAGGCAGAGAACAGGAAAUCUUCCAAGAAAAACGCUCAACCAAAGACACCUCUGAAACCAAGGCCUACACCAGCUGCUGACUGCGUGCCAAACUUCAAAACCUGCAAACCACAGUUGAAUUCAUGUUGUAACUACUGUGCUUUGUGCAAAUGCCGAAUUUUUCAGACAAUCUGCCAAUGUCUAAUGUUAAACCCAAAGUGUUAAGCCAAACUGGGAACACAAUAAGGCUUCUGUCUUUCAUUAGCUUACAUACAAGUGUGUAUUUCAAACUGCCCCAGGUGUAUAGCAAUCAAAGUAGAGAGCUUCAAAUCUGACAACUUAGAUUUGCCCCUCUAAAGAUUAAAUCGACAAUGGGUUGGGGUUUUUUUCAUAGGGUUAAUGCCAUCAUAAACAGGAUGGUUUUUUCAGGGAGCAGACAACCAGGGAGAUUGGUGUUGGACAGGUAUUUUUAGCAAAACUGACCUGUGUUUUAAGAGGAGUUCUGCAUUCUCCUUUGUUUGGGGGUUGUUUGGGGUUUUUUUGAAGGGUCAUAUUAACCAGAGUUAAUAUGCAAUAUUGUCUAACUGGCACCACAAAACCUGCACCAAUGGCAUGCAAAUGGCCAUGCUAAAACAGGACUGGUUAAUCCGGUGAGGGACCAAAGCUUGGGUUUGCCCAUAAGGACAGCACAGCACCAGCUUCCAGCACAGCCAAAGUAUCAUGCUGAAAAUGCAGGUUUCAGGGUUAACUCCCUUUUCACACAUUCAGUAAAAACCAGGAUGAGAAUUUAUAUAGGUUAUUCUACCUGAAAAGACAGACCAAAAACAAUGAGGCAAUUUUUUAAUCAUCCCCAGACAGGCAUCAGUACAUGUCCCUCCAGUGUUUUUAGUCAUUCUACCAGUAACCAGUAUCUCCAAGGUGUAUAAUAUACCUGUAUAUUUGAAUCCUGAAUGUAUCUGUGCCACAUGACUUAAAAAUCAGAAUUUUUUUCCCCAGCCGUAUCCAUAGGAAUAGAGUCCUCAGCCCUUUUUCUGCUGCCAAGCGCACAGUGCAUGUAGAGCCCAAAAGCAGGAACACAUAUCCAGGACUUAGAGGAAGGAAAGAUCAGCAAAAAAUGAAUGUGUAUCCCACGUGUACAUCUUGAAGAAAACCAUUACAAGCAAUCAAUCUCUCUUUCUUUGCCUAUUCUUACUAUGGGCAACUCUGAGCACCUACCCCAAGCAUGAAUUUAGGUGGCAAUCUCCAUGUGCUGCAUGCAACCAGUGACCGCAGGAAAAAAAAAGAAGAUAAAAUUAUCAAAUGCUGUAUCAACCCUUAAAGGCUCAGAAACAGCUCUGAAGGUAUGGAUGAAGCUCAAGGCAGCAGCAAGCAGGUGUUUAGAAGACAUCUUUCUCCUGUUCUUGAAGCUCUUUGCCUUAAUCUUGAGUUAUCAAAGAUGGCACAGGAGGAAACCCCUUCUUGGUUAAACUACCAGGAGAGAUAUGGUAGGUCACAGGAGAGCAAGGAGGGAGCUGACCCAGCAGCUGUCCCCAACAUUGAAGACUAUUCAUCUGCCAGACUCUUGCUUUUUACCUCCUCUGGUUCUGUAUCUACAAUGUUCCUCUCUCCCACUCCUAUACACUCUCUUUUCUUCUGUGGGCCUUUCUUGAUUUUAGUAUUUUCCCUUCAUGCCACUGCUAUUGCCAGUCACCACAGGAGCCACAUGCACUCCCAAGGCUAAAACCACAUCUUCCAUGUUCACUCCACCUGCCUGCUAGAUGACUGCACCAGCAUCCCCACCAGUGCUCUUUAGCUUUCACAAUCAGAUAUUUUCUAACCAUGAAUUUCUAAUCCCCAUCCUGAAUUUUCUAAUGCUCUGUGCAGAUCAAAUUGAGAGGAAAUUUCUUUACUGAUUUAUUUCUAAGCACAGCUGAGGCAUACAAAAGUCUUCCAGGCAGGCAAAGAUGAUACAGACGACACUCUAAAGGGGCUCAAGCCAUAUGAACUUUUUUUUCUUCUAAUAAUCAAUCCAAAAUCCAGAGCUCAAAACACAGGUCAGAUGUUGACAGAAAUGUUUGUUCAUCUUAGAGGUUAUAUAUAGAUAACAGAGAUUAAUCUAAGGGAGAGCCCAAAUGAUGGCAGGAUGUCAUUGUGUUCCUUAUCUUUUAUAAAAUACAUCAGCUGUCAUAUAAGAUGCAAGCUUGAAUUCUUUUAAAUGUACAUAAGUAUAUCUUUUAAUCAGAUAUCCUGGCUCAGGAACCUGUAAGCCAUUCAGUUACAAUAAAAAGAGGAUGAGAAGGAAGAAUGAUACAUUAUAAUAGGCUUAGAAAACAGAAUUUGGCCCCUUCUUUUACUAGGUAAAGAUUUAGGUUCCCAUUGUUUCAAAGUUCUCGUAACUGUAAGAAAUUGUCCUUGGUUGAUACUAAAAUCGUAUCAAUAAUCACACAACUUCUCAUGUUGAAACGGUAUCAUUUUCUUACCAGAAUGUCCAGCUGGUCAGAAAAAUUGUAUUUUACCAGGGUGGAGAGGAGCAGGAGGAGAGGAAAGGGAAAGAAGGAGAGCCAGAAAUCAAACAAACAGCUGUUCUCUAGACAGCAGCUCCCACUCCAGCUUUGCAGAAUUGCAGAACAUUUGAGGUUGGCAGGGACAUCUGGAAGUCAUCUGGUCCAACCCGCUGCUCAAGCAGGGCCACCUAGAGCUGGUUGCCCAGGACCAUGUCCAGACAGCUUUUGAAUAUCUCCAAGGAGGGACACUCCACAACCACCCUGGGCAACCUGUGCCAGUGCUUGGUCACCCUCACCAUUAAGAAAAAAAAAAAAAAAAAAAAAAGUGUUUCCUGAUGUUCGACUCUCUCCGGUAUGUCCAUACCUCUCCUGUACUGGGGAGCCCCGAACUGGACACAGUACUCCAGCUGCAGCCUUACCAGUGCUGAGCAGAGGGGAAGGAUCACCUCCUCAACCUGCUGUGAUACUCCUCCUAACGCAGCCCAGGACACCGUUUGCCACCUUUGCCGGAAGGGCACACUGAUGGCUCAUGUUCAACUUGGUGUUCACCAGGACCCCCAGGUACUUUUCCGCAAAGCUACUUUCCAGCUGGGUGGGCCCCAGCAAACAUUCAUGCAUGGAUUUGUUCCUCCCCAGGUCCCAGACUUUGCGCUUCUCCUUGUUGAACUGCGUGAGGCUCCCAACAGACCAUUUCUCCAGCCUGGCAAGGUCCCUCUGGACAGCAGCAUGACCCUCUGGCACAUCAGUCAGUCCUCCCAGUUUUGUCAUACACAGACUUGCUGAGGGUACGCUCUGCCCCAUGAUCCAGAUCAUGAAUGAAGAUGGAAAUGGAAAGCACAGAGACCCACAAUGAGGAGCUAGAGACACAGAAGCUAAACCAGCCAAUUACAGGAUGGUGCAUGUAUGCAAUGAAGGAAAAGGAAAGAUCCUUUCAUAUGAGAAUGAGGGAUUUGUUUUUCAACACAUACGCACAUACUUUUUAAUAUAGCAUUUAUACGUGGUGCAUUUUGACAAAUUUGAUUUAUUAAUAAGCCUUUUUUGUAACUGGAAUUGAUUAGAAAGAGGUUAUGCUUUCUUUGCCAUUCAUCUAUCACACCAAAGAAUAUAUAUAAUCAAGGACCCUGAAAUUGUUAUUAGCCUUAGUUACUUUUCUGGGUAAAGAUCCUGUUGCGUGAGGUAUUGAUAGGAUACAGAAAUCAGUAAAACAUGUACACCUAAUAUUUGCUUCCUGUAUUUAGUCUGAACAGAUACUUAUACUGAGGAAUUGUUUCUAAGUGUAAAAGUUCCCUAAGGGACCUAUCUGAAAUGUCAUCAGCACACAGAUGAUAGAACAUAUGCAUGACAAAGAUGGAGUGUUUAACUUUAGUUGUCACAUACCAAAAUGUCUCCACUGAAAAUUUAUUGGAAUUCAAGCUUAGAGACAGACCCAGUAAUGCUCCAUGACAGAGUCAUUUUGCUCCUAGAGACUAAUGGAAAUUUCACCCUAAUUACAGCUUAGUAGGAUUAAGCACCAAUAAAUCACUAUUAGCUUUUCCAAAUAUUGCCUGUCUUGUGUGAAUUUAAAACAGAUACUGUAUUUUC